CUAAUCUGCUAGUGCUCAGUGAUCAGCCUGAAGCCCUCACCUGGCGUCUACUGCCUCUGGCACUCACCACUCAGUCUCGUCACUCUCUCACUCAAGCUCAGGUCUCUUAUCUCUAACGGUCGCUCUCUCACUGUCUCCGGUCUCUCUCACUGUCUCGGGUCUCGCACUCAAGCUCGUUGUUGGUCUCUGUCUCGUCACCAUCUCGCAAUCAGUCGCACGCUUCCCUGCGCUCGUCGUCGCCGGCGGCAUAAGCAGCACGUCUCGGGGCUGGUCAUCGUUGUCAUCUUCUUGCUUCGAGCGUCGCCGUCAGAUUCCUUCGCGCAACCAGCAGCGGGUCCUCGAUUUGACACAUGCACAACUCUCCUCUCUCAAGCUCCAUCUGUUCCAGGCUUCGGCAACUCUAGUAGCACUUUUCCAGCGAAGAGCCCUUGCCAGCAACCUCUAUCCCCGACCGAUCAAUUGCACCAUUGUCAAUUUGUUAACUUCGUUCAACUGUCCAUUACCCAUAGCAAUAUCAAGAAAUGUCUAGGAUAUGUGUGAAGAAUAUUCCAAAGUAUGUUACAGAGGAUCGAUUAAGAGAAUUCUUUUCUGAGAAAGGAGAAAUCACCGAUGUCAAGCUUAUGCGUACAAAAGAUGGUAAGAGUCGCCAAUUUGCUUUUGUUGGAUUUCGUUCAGAACACGAAACUCAAGAAGCUAUUCAAUAUUUCAAUAGAUCAUACCUUGAUACAUGUAGAAUUACUUGCGAGGUAGCUCGAAAACGUGGUGAUGCAGAUCUUCCUCGUCCAUGGAGUCGGCAUUCAGCUAGUAAAGAGAGUAAAGUGACCUCAGAUGUCAACGAACAUGUUGGAUCAAAAGGGCAAGGACAAGGACAUAGCUCUGAGGACAUUGAUGAUCAGCAGCUUCAAGAGUUUCUUCAAGUAAUGCAGCCUCGUGCCAACUCAAAACUGUGGGCAAAUGAUACAUCAAUUGUAUCUACUGUUGAUGAGAAGCAAAACGUAUCAAAGAAGGGAAGCAAAGACACAUCAGUUGCAAUACCUGCCGAUUCAGAUCACAGUGGUUCAUCAUCAGAUCAGCUCAAUAAUCUUGAAGCUGACAAGUCAUGUGAAACUGAACAUGAAGUCAUUUCUGACAUGGAUUAUUUCAAGAGUAGAGUGACAAAAGAUUGGUCUGAUUCUGAAAGUGAUGACAGUGACAAUGAUUCAGUAUCUACUGAUGAUGAUGGCAAAGAGAAUGAUACUAAUCCUAGUGAAGGUGAAGAAAAUGUUGAUAAGAAAUCUUCAAAAGUAACCCAAACAGAUGGUGCCAAAGAGUUAGACCUAAAGGGGCAACCGGAUGCUAGUGGAGAGGAUAGUGCCCAGCAAAAGUCUCAGGUGAAUUCAGAUGUGUUAGGUGGCCAAUCAUUGAAUUCAGAAGAUAAGAAAGAAGUUUAUGAGUCAUGCCGACUAUUUGUCAGGAAUUUGCCAUAUACCACCACUGAGGAGGAACUGGAAGAGCAUUUCAGCAAGAUUGGUAGUGUUUCACAAGUUCAUCUAGUAGUUGAUAAAAGUACAAAACGAUCCAAAGGAAUAGCAUAUAUUCUUUAUUCAUUUCCCGAAUUUGCAGCCAGGGCACUAGAAGAGUUGGAUAAUUCUAUAUUUCAAGGAAGAUUGUUGCAUGUUAUGCCAGCCAUACAGAGAUCUUCAGACAAUAAAGAGUCCAAGGACCAAAAUGUGAAAACUCUGAAACAAAAGAGAGAAGAAGAGAAGAAAGCUGCUGAAGCCAGUGGAGAUACCAGAGCAUGGAAUAGUCUGUUCAUGCGCCCUGAUACUGUCGUGGAAAACAUUGCUUUGAAAUAUGGUGUCAGUAAAAGUGAUUUAUUAGACCGAGAAGCUGAUGAUCUUGCUGUACGUAUUGCUCUGGGAGAAACUCAAGUGAUUUCAGAUACAAAAAAGGCUUUUGCAAAUGCUGGAGUGAAUGUGGAGUCUUUGGAGGCACUUGCCAACGGAAAAGUUGAUGGCUUAAAAAGAAGCAAUCAUGUACUUUUAGCGAAGAACCUGCCAUAUGGUUCGACGGAAAAUGAACUUGCAAAGAUGUUUGGGAAAUUUGGUAGUUUGGAUAAAAUAAUUCUCCCUCCAACGAAGACACUGGCUCUGGUUGUUUUCCUUGAAGCAGCAGAAGCUCGAUCUGCUUUUAGAGGUUUAGCUUACAAGCGUUACAAGGAUGCUCCAUUAUACUUGGAGUGGGCUCCAUUCGACAUUCUUAGCCAAAGUACAACAUCUAGAAAUAAUGAACUGAAUACAGCAGUUGGUGAAAAUGAUGCCAAGCGGGUAAUGUUGGAGCAACAUGUGCAAAGAAUAUCAGAUGAGGAUAUUGAUCCAGACAGAGUUGAGGGUCGGUCCUUGUUUGUCAAGAAUCUCAAUUUCAAAACAACUAAUGAGAGUUUGAAGAAACAUUUCAAUGAACACAUGAAAGAGGGAAAAAUUUUGAGUGUUAAGGUGAAGAAGCAUUUGAAAAAUGGGAAAAAUGUUUCUAUGGGUUUUGGAUUUAUCGAGUUUGAUUCUCUGGAGACUGCUACAAAUAUCUGCAAGGAUUUACAGGGGACAGUAUUGGAUGGGCAUGCUCUUAUUUUACAACCUUGUCAUGCCAAGAAUGGUGGCCAAUUACAAAAGACAGUUGAGAAGGACAAGAGUUCAACAAAAUUGCUUGUUAAAAAUGUUGCUUUUGAGGCAACAGAGAAGGAUUUGAGACAGUUGUUCAGUCCAUUUGGACAGGUUAAAAGGUUAAGGUUGCCAAUGAAGUUCGGAAAUCAUAGAGGAUUUGCUUUUGUGGAGUUUGUUACUCAGCAAGAAGCACAGAAUGCACUUAAGGCACUUUCAAGCACCCAUCUUUAUGGAAGGCAUCUAGUAAUAGAGCGAGCAAAAGAAGGUGAGAGUCUGGAAGAACUACGUGCUCGAACAGCUGCUCAAUUCAGUGAUGAACAAAAUGGAUUUCAAAAUGCCACUAAGUUAUCUAAGAAAAGGAAACAAAUGGCUGUCUUAGAUGAAGGAAAGAUGAAGUUUCAAAGGAUUGCUGAUUAGAAUGUCAUUAAAUAUCAAACAUGUGCAUAAUCCCAAAAUCCAGGGAUGACAAUUUUGUAGAUUUUAGUUUUAUACAUGUAACAUGACCCGCCAUUUCAUGAUGCCCUUUAUCUUCAUUGUUUAUUUAUUUUUGAUCAACAUGAUUCUUAUAUUUGUAAGCUAAAUUUUGUCACCCGACGGGAGUAAAAAGGUAUUCUAGCAUAGUAGCCAUUUUGAGCAAGCCUUAACUGGUAUUUUGUUGGCAUGUUUGGAAAGUAAAUGUCUCCGGACCAUAAACAAGAAAAAAAGGCAGUGUAUAAUGAGUUGUUACUAAAGGCUUGGAUUUAGUGUGGUUCAUACACAUGGUUCCCUGAGUAACAUUACUCUUGUAAUACCCAAAAGCAAAAAAGGUACCCCCAGAAGAAAGGAAAUUACAAAUGCAUAAAGGGAAAAUGGCUUAGGUACUUGCAUUAUUCAUUCAGCUCUCAUUAUAGAAGACCAAGUAUAGGUGAUUUAUCUCGUGGUUUUGUAUGUGGUUUGGUGACUAAAGUUCCAAAAUGGUCUAUGAGGUUGCUUCGUACACCAAAAUUGUAAAUUUUACCAAAAGUAAAGUACUAUUUCUACCCAUGGAAGUUGAAAAUGCUAACAAAUCUACCCACGAGAGAAGGAAAGUACCAAAUGUAAUCAUCAAUCGUGACAUCUGUGGGACGAAACUAACCAAGCCAUAUUUCGGCGUUGACUCCGUUUGUAACGCACCCUACGUGGCACUUCACG
This is a messenger RNA of Arachis stenosperma, 3809 nucleotides long. RefSeq lists its product as uncharacterized. Gene Ontology annotation, cellular component: spliceosomal complex. Gene Ontology annotation, biological process: positive regulation of mRNA splicing, via spliceosome. The record is from RefSeq and is a predicted model, not a curated record. Gene Ontology annotation, molecular function: RNA binding. The transcript has 16 exons. Bases 522 to 3056 code for a protein of 844 amino acids. Lineage: Eukaryota; Viridiplantae; Streptophyta; Magnoliopsida; Fabales; Fabaceae.